Messenger RNA from Homalodisca vitripennis (glassy-winged sharpshooter), 6194 nucleotides. Its product is annotated as ankyrin-3-like. The coding region runs from base 337 to 5859 and encodes 1840 amino acids. Gene Ontology annotation, molecular function: transmembrane transporter binding; spectrin binding; cytoskeletal adaptor activity. Gene Ontology annotation, biological process: signal transduction; protein localization to plasma membrane. The transcript has 37 exons. The record is from RefSeq and is a predicted model, not a curated record. Lineage: Eukaryota; Metazoa; Arthropoda; Insecta; Hemiptera; Cicadellidae. Gene Ontology annotation, cellular component: neuron projection; plasma membrane.
UCCAGUUUGUUGUCGUUUGACAGCUUUGUAUGCGGCAGGGCAGGCGUAGCGGUAGCGUACCUUAGUUAUCGGGGAUUUCUUCAGUCGGUGGUUUGAGUUUGGUGAAGUUAGAGUGUCUGUCUGUGAACCAAGACGUAUAACUCACAGUAGUGCUUUUGUUUAUUUUGUGUUAACAGUGGUUUGUGUUCGAGUGAUACUUUAUGGAAUCGUAGCUUUCUGUUCAUUUCUAAUGGUUUUUAUUUUGGCAUGACAGUAUUGUACGAUUGUAAUUAUUGUGUUUCGACGAGAAUUUAGUUUAGUUUAUUUUGUUUGGUUUGAAUUCCUGAUUUCAAUAUUAUGCCGGCAGCAGAGAUGACAAUGACGACGGACGAAAAGGAACCCGACAAAGCGCCCGUGGUCAACGGUACGGAAACGUUGCCUCGUCAGACUGGAAAACAGUCGGACCCCAGCACUGCCUUCCUGCGCGCUGCCCGCGCCGGCCACCUAGACAAGGUGCUCGAACUUCUCGACUCUGGGGUGGACAUCAACUCUUGCAAUGCUAAUGGACUGAACGCCCUUCACCUUGCAGCGAAGGACGGACACGUCGACAUUGUCUCAGAGUUACUCAAGAGGGGGUGUGUCGUGGACGCAGCCACCAAAAAGGGAAACACUGCCUUGCACAUCGCUGCUCUAGCGGGACAAGAGGAGGUGGCUAGGAUACUGGUACAGAAUGGUGCUGUGGUGAAUGUGCAGAGUCUCAACGGUUUCACCCCUCUCUACAUGGCAGCUCAAGAGAACCAUGAUGGUGUUGUCAAAUUCCUGCUGAGCAAAGGGGCUAAUCAGGCCCUAGCUACUGAGGAUGGUUUCACACCUCUUGCCGUAGCCAUGCAGCAAGGCCAUGACAAGGUGGUGGCUGUACUGUUAGAGAAUGACACCAGAGGCAAAGUGAGACUACCGGCACUGCACAUCGCGGCUAAAAAAGAUGACUGCAAAGCUGCUGCGCUCUUACUGCAGAAUGAGCACAAUCCUGAUGUGACAUCAAAGAGUGGGUUCACCCCGCUCCACAUCGCAGCACACUAUGGCAAUGUGAACAUCGCCAACUUACUGCAACAAAAGAAUGCCAACAUCAAUUAUGCUGCCAAGCACAACAUCACGCCGCUACACGUUGCCUCCAAGUGGGGAAAGUUGCCAAUGGUUCAGUUCCUGAUAGAGAAGGGGGCUGCCAUAGAGAGUAAGACACGGGAUGGUCUCACGCCACUUCACUGUGCCGCACGCUCUGGCCACGACCAGGUUGUGGAUAUGCUGGUGGAGAACAAGGCACCUCUAUGUUCCAAGACCAAGAAUGGACUGUCACCACUGCACAUGGCAUCGCAGGGAGACCACGUGGACGCAGCCCGGAUCCUGCUGUACCACGGAGCCCCUGUGGAUGAGGUUACAGUGGACUAUCUGACCGCACUACAUGUGGCGGCGCACUGCGGACAUGCGCGAGUUGCCAAGCUGCUGUUAGACCGCAAGGCUGAUCCCAAUGCACGGGCACUCAACGGCUUCACCCCACUCCACAUCGCUUGUAAGAAGAAUAGGAUCAAAGUUGUCGAGCUGCUCCUUAAGUAUGGAGCCUCUAUUGAGGCCACAACUGAGUCCGGAUUGACACCACUGCACGUAGCCAGUUUCAUGGGCUGUAUGAACAUCGCUAUCUACUUACUGCAGCAUGACGCCAGCCCGGACGUAGCUACAGUACGUGGCGAGACCCCUCUACAUCUGGCUGCUCGAGCAAGUCAGGCCGAUAUUGUACGUAUUCUCCUGCGAAACAAUGCGAGUGUAGAUGCAAGAGCACGUGAAGAUCAGACUCCCCUCCACGUGGCGUCACGGCUCGGUAACAGUGACAUCGUGAUGCUUCUGUUACAACACGGUGCAUCGGUUGAUGCCACCACCAAGGAUCUUUACACCCCACUGCACAUCGCUGCAAAGGAGGGACAGGAUGAGGUGGCGUCAGUGUUGAUGGAGAAUGGUGCGUCUCUAUCUGCCACAACCAAGAAGGGUUUCACUCCACUCCACUUGGCAGCCAAGUAUGGGAAUAUGAAAGUUGCCAAACUGUUGCUACAGAGGGAUGCACCUGUCGAUGCUCAGGGCAAGAAUGGAGUGACACCACUUCACGUUGCCAGUCACUACGAUCACCAGAAUGUUGCUCUGCUGUUGUUAGACAAGGGUGCAUCACCUCACGCCACAGCCAAGAAUGGACAUACUCCACUGCAUAUAGCUGCCAGGAAGAACCAGAUGGACAUAGCGACGACUCUGCUGGAGUAUGGAGGAAAGGCCAAUGCAGAGUCGAAGGCUGGGUUCACUCCUCUCCACCUGUCAGCGCAGGAGGGACACACGGACAUGACAAGUCUGCUUAUAGAGCAUCAGGCCAAUGUAGAUCAUCAGGCCAAGAAUGGGCUGACUCCCCUCCAUCUCUGUGCUCAAGAGGAUAAGGUCAAUGUGGCUGCAAUUCUAGUCAAAAAUGGUGCUAAUGUUAAUUCUGUCACUAAGGCAGGCUACACGCCACUACACGUCGCAAGUCACUUUGGCCAGCUGAACAUGGUGCGGUUCCUGCUGGAAAAUGGUGCCAAUGUAGACCCUAGCACAGGCCUGGGAUACACUCCUCUACACCAGGCAGCACAACAGGGGCACACCCUUAUUAUCACACUGCUGCUCAAACACAAGGCUAACCCCAAUGCUGUGACCAACAAUGGACAAACUGCUCUUUCAAUAGCCAACAAGUUGGGCUACAUAAGUGUGAUUGAGACUCUUAAGGUGGUCACUGAGACCACCAUAACCACCACAACUACCACCACUAUUGAGGAGAAGUACAAGGUGGUUGCACCAGAAGCCAUGCAGGAAACCUUCAUGUCUGAUUCGGAGGAUGACGGAGGUGGGGACGAAAUGUUGGCAAUGGCGAUGAAUGUUUACGGGAAGCCCACACAUGCUCAACACGUCUACCUGCCAUACUACCAGGGACAGAUGCUCUACACCCGUGAAGACCCGAUGUUAAGUGAUCAGCAGCAGUAUCGCUACAUGACUGUAGAUGAUAUGAAGUCUCUAGGUGACGACUCACUCAAAAUCGAUGUGACAAGAGAUGAGAGAGGUGACCAUCUGCGUGACUCUAUUGCACCAGGAAAUGAGCUGAUUAUAAGUCCACACUACCUAAAGGAACAGUACCAGGCAAACCAGGCCAGCCAGGCUAACCAGUCCACAACCAGUAUACCGGACAAUGUGGACAUAGCGAGAACCCCGAUGCAUGUUGGACUGGUGAGGUUAGAUGACUCGCUGAGUCGACUGGGCGACGGCAGCAAGACUGGCGGAAUGUGGAGGGACAGCAAGCAUCAUUGGAAAAACUUCUUGGUGAGUUUCCUGGUGGAUGCACGGGGAGGGGCGAUGCGAGGCUGUCGACACUCUGGUGUCCGCGUGAUUGUACCGCCACGCAAGGCUGCCAGCCCUAUGCGGGUUACUUGUCGUUACCUGCGCCGGGAGAAACUGAUUCACCCUCCACCCCUGGGUGAGGGCGAGGCAUUAGCCAGUCGGAUACUAGAACUUGGACCAGCCGGUGCUAAGUUUUUUGGGCCUGUGAUAAUAGAAGUACCGCAUUUUGCGUCACUGCGAGGACGAGAGCGGGAACUGGUGGUUUUGAGAUGUGACAACGGCACAACCUGGCGGGAACAUACUCUGGACGCUAAUGAGGAGGCUGUGCAGGAGGUGUUAAAUGAAAGCUUCCAGGGCGAAGAGCUCCGGCAGCUGGAAGAUCUACAGACAAGUCGCAUCACAAGGAUAGUGACGGUAGACUUCCCACAGUAUAUCGCAGUGGUGUCCAGGAUACGCCAGGAACUCCACGCCAUCGGGCCAGAGGGAGGUGUGGUGUCCUCUACAGCUGUGCCACAGGUUCAGGCUCUCUUCCCACCCAAUGCUCUCACGAAAAAGAUUAGGGUUGGCCUCCAAGCACAACCAAUAGCACCUGAAGUGGUUUCAAAACUGUUGGGUAACCGAGUGGCUAUCUCUCCUAUCGUAACGGUUGAGCCACGCAGACGCAAGUUCCACAAGCCCAUCACCCUGACCAUCCCCGUACCCACAGCUGCCAACAAGGGAAUGAUCAACCAGUACAGUGGUGAUGCCCCCACACUCCGCCUCCUCUGCAGUAUCACAGGAGGCAACUCUAGAGCCCAGUGGGAAGAUGUGACAGGCUCGACACCACUCACCUUUGUCAAGGAUUGUGUCUCGUUCACCACCACAGUCUCCGCCAGAUUCUGGCUCAUGGACUGCCGCCAUGUCAGCAAUGCUAGCAACAUGGCCUCUGAACUCUACAAAGAAGUCAGUCACGUUCCCUUCAUGGCCAAAUUCGUAGUUUUCGCCAAGAGGAUUGAUCCCAUGGAAGCCAGGCUAAGGGUAUUCUGUAUGACAGAUGAUCGAGAAGACAAAACACUGGAACAUCAAGAACACUUUACAGAAGUCGCUAAAAGUAGGGACGUAGAGGUGCUGGAAGAUAAAUCAGUGUUUGUGGAGUUUGCUGGGAAUCUAGUACCUAUCACAAAAUCCGGAGACCAGUUGGAACUGAGCUUUAAGGCUUUCCGAGAGAACAGGUUACCUUUCACCGUACGAGUGCGGGACGCCGAAGAGAAGGCUAUGGCUCGUAUUCUCUUCAUGCCUGAUCCUAAGGUGGCGCGAGGAGAGCCAUGUCAGAUGCCAAUCUGUACACUGAACAUAACCUUACCAGAGGACAUCAUUCAUGAGCCCACCCCCUCAGAAUCAGACCUCUACUUAAUUGACAAGAACUAUAGUUUCCUCAGAGACCACGGUUUGGGUAACACAGAAACGAUACACAGGGCGGAUAUCCGACUGUCGGACAUCUGCAACCUGUUGAGUAUGGACUGGGAGCCCCUAGCCCUGGAGCUGGGUCUCACGCAAACCGAUGUGGAACUGAUCAAGUCCGAGUACCGCAACAACGUGCGUCAACAGGCUAUGAUCAUGCUGCGGCUGUGGAUGCAGAGCAAGGGUGGGCAGGCCACUGGUAACAAUCUGGAGAAGGCAUUGAAGGCUAUCCACAGAGAAGAUAUCGUGACCCAGUGUAUACAAAAUGUAGAGCUGGUGACAGAUGAUGUAGAGAGAGCAGUGGCGAAGGUACACCUAGACCAGUCCGGGUUUGACACACUGAAGGAUGAGCUGGGACCCUCAAGAGAUACUUCACUGCGACGCAACACAUCCAUGGACCAGAGCUUCAACUACAAUGACUCCAAAUGUUUGGACUCAAUAGAAGCUUGCAGCACACCUAAAAAAGAAAAAGAUCUGUAUUCGGAAAGUGAAGAUACAGUUGACAGUUUGAAACUACCGUCUAAAUAUGAAGCUGAAGAGAAGAAAAUAACAGCUGACUUCCUCAACCAUGAAGUUUCAGUUCUGGAUUCAAGUAAAGAUCUCAAAAGGAAAACAUCAAAAACACCACCACCUAGUCCAGCGGAAUUCCCCUCUGAAUUAGAUUGGUCAAAAACAACAAGUGUUGUGACAGGAAACGGACUGGACAAUGGCAAAUGGGAGACAACACAAAUCAUCCACUCUGAACAGAGGAUACAGUCCACACCUUUGGACAAGGACAGUCAGUGUGUAAGCAGUGACUCAGACAGUGACUGUAUGGAUGGGCCAGUGCCGGAUGUACGAGGGACGAACCGUGGUGGCCCAGGCAGGGUGAAGCGUAAGACCUUAGGAAGUUCCAGCGGCUCCGAUGUGGCUAUGCACGAGGGUGGUGACUUAUCGGAUGAUGACCACACAGGAUCAGAUCUGGCCCACGAGCUAACUAAUGUGGGCAGUGAGGUUGACAUUCGCAGGUAUGUUCCAGGCGUAGCUGGGCUCUCGCCGUGAAGCCACAGGAUGGACAAUCCUUAAAACUCCAACAAAAUUAUUUAUUGACAAGUCUAUAUUUAUUACUAGAAACAGAGAAAUUAACUAAUCAUUGUUGAAAAUCAGAUUUUGAAUUCUAUGAAAGUUUAUAAAUCGUUUUCAGCUUAGAGCGCGCUGUCAGUAUUAUCUUGCAUUGUUGAAGCACUCUUCUUGUUACUAUGAGAUGCACGAAUAAUUUAUAAAGUAUAAAUAUUAUUUUAAAUUUUAAAACAUAGAAGUAACUAGGUUGUAUUAAAAUUGUUUAAUAUUAUAUUUAACUAUGUAAUAUAUUAAAUAAAUAUUGCUGCUAUAGUUAA